Vitrella brassicaformis is the source of this 1250-nucleotide messenger RNA. NCBI's taxonomy places the organism in Eukaryota, Vitrellaceae. The record is from the annotation of a GenBank genome assembly.
GGAGAAGACAGAAAAGGGGAGAGACGAGAAAGAGGCUGUCUGGCGAACUGUCCUGAGGCAUCUAUCACGUGUCCAUCGGCAUCUAUUCAUCAGCUCACGUUUGUUCAAGCCACAACAUGAGCAUCGUCACAUCGCCCCACAACGGUAGGGCCGCCCUGCUGAUUCCCCUGCUGAUUCCCCUCGAUGACUCCUCUCGUCACGAUCGCGCUGCUCUGCCGGAUCUGCCAGAGGCCAAAAAGGUGAGACCGGGAAAACAGGCCAAUGCGUCCAUCCUUUGUGCUCAUUCCGUGUGUUCUUUUGCUGCUUACAGCCCGGCUGGAUCAACUUCUGUGCGCUCGUCGUGACCCACCAGCUGUGGUACUUCGUUCCGCUGCUGUUUGCCGUGGUCCCUUCGUCCGCUGUGGCGUGGGUGGGCCUGUCUCUCGCGGCAACUUGCUGUAUAGCGGCGUGCGAGUGGUCGUACUGCAAGGGGAUGGCCGUUGUGGCGGCGUCAUGCGGUGCAUACUUCCCCCCAACGGCAAGGCGGCGUGCUACGCGGCAAGCCACAUCAUAACAUUGCUGUGGACAAAUGCUCUACUCAACUACCUUCCCUACCAUUGUGAUAGUCUUUCUGUGGUUUCCCUGGUGGUUUUGGCUCUGGCCGCUGUGUGUCUGCGGUGCGGUCGCUGUGUCGUUUCGUGUGACGAGGCUCCACGCGAGCGUGAACUCUCCCUUGAGGAGGCAAUGGAAGUAGUGCGUGUAGAGGCGAUUCAAGUGGCGAAGAUUCAAGAGGCGAAGAACGCCGUGUACCGUGUGGCCGACUGGUGUGUCGUUCUGCCACUACUGUGCAUGUCAUUGUUGGCCGGUCAGAUGCUGAUCUGGUGGAUCUACAUGGGAAUCUUUCUCUUCGCUGAGCUGGUUCGGUGCUGUCGUGGUCUGUGUGAUGACACGAUUUCUCAGUAGCUGACUGCACGGGCACGGGAUCGCGCAAUCGGCGCGCUGCACGGAGGUCUUCUACGGGUUGUGUUGCAUGCCAUGAGACGGAUGAGGUGUUGUGUGAGGUAGGUAGCUAUAGGUGGUGUGUGAAGAUCCUCUGUCAAGACAUGUACGCAUCCAUUGUGUACACGAACAAUGCAUCUCUACAUGGAUCGUGUAUACGUACCGUGUUGCUGCAUGUUGCUGUCGUUCAUGUCGGAGAGAUCUGACGUGAGGGCGAAGUAGAGAGUACGUUGGACGAUCAUGAACCAGUUCCUUUGUUUGAUGAAAUUGAU